Molecule: messenger RNA, 687 nt
Organism: Solanum tuberosum (potato)
Lineage: Eukaryota; Viridiplantae; Streptophyta; Magnoliopsida; Solanales; Solanaceae
Exons: 2
Coding region: 1-687 (228 amino acids)
Molecular function (GO): protein dimerization activity
Source: RefSeq, a predicted model, not a curated record
AUGAUGAGAGAGGAUGAAUGGGACUCUAUGAUGGAUGAGGUUAGCUUAUUUUGUGGUAAACAUGGAAUUUCAAUUCCCAAAAUGAAUGAAGACUACUCUAAUGGGAAGUCGAAGCGUAAGAGGUCCAAUAUUUCAUAUUUGCAUCACUUUCGUGUGGAAGUAUUUUAUGCCGUCAUUGAUUUGGCACUUCAAGAACUCAAUAAUCGUUUUGAUGUGGUGACUAGUGACUUGCUCCUCGGUAUGGCUAGUUUGAGUCCGGUUGAUUCAUUUGCUAAUUUUCACAAGGAUAGGAUAAUGAAACUAGCCGAGUACUACCCAAGUGAGUUUGGUGAUAAAGAGCUUCGGGAACUCAAUUUUCAACUUGAUGAUUUUAUUGUCUAUGCUCAAAAGUGUGAUAGCAAGUUUCUCAACUUGAAGGGAAUCAAGGAUCUUGCAAAAGUGAUGAUAGAGACAAAACUAGAUCAAACUUGGUCACUUGUGUAUCUACUUGUGAAGCUAACUUUGAUUAUUCCUGUUGCUACCGCAAGCGUGGAAAGAGCAUUCUCAUCAAUGAAGUACAUAAAGAAUGAUUUGCGUAAUAGGAUGGAUGAAGAUCUUUUGAAUGGUUGUUUAGUUUGCUAUAUAGAGCGUAGUAUAUUUAAAAAUAUUGCUACUACCUACUUGCUCGUCAACUUGUUCUCACCGUAA